AUGGAACUUAGGUUUAUUUUCGUGCUGUCAUUAUGGAUCACUGCAGCCAGUUCGUUGUACAAAAUCGGUAUCGGAAUUGCCGAUGUAACGGGGCCUGCAGCAGGUGUUACUUUUUUGGGAUACGGAAAAAUGGAACAAAGCGGAGAGGGAAUCCAUUUGCGACAGUUUUCUAGGGCGUUUUUAAUUGAAGAUUCGACAUCUAGAAUAGCAUUCGUCAGCAUCGAUUCCGCGAUGAUGGGUGAUCAAAUAAAGAAAGACGUAUUGAAAAAAUUGAAGGAGAAGCUACCGGGCUUGUACGACACGAAUAACCUUAUGCUUUCAUCGACACACACACACUCGACGCCAGGAGGUUAUAUGUUACAUAUGCUGUUUGACUUGAGCACAUUGGGUUACGUUCAACAAACCUUAAACAUUUUAGUAAAAGGUAUUACAUUGAGUAUUCUACGGGCCCACGACAAAUUAGAUUAUGGACGUAUAUUUGUUAAUAAAGGUGAACUAAAAGGGAUAUCGAUGAGUAGAAGUCCUCAGUCAUAUUUAUUAAAUCCGGAAGUCGAACGCGAGCAAUACGAACAUAACGUCGACAAGACUAUGGUGCAGCUGAAGUUUGAGAGCGAGUACGGUGUGCCGCUGGGCGUGAUCAACUGGUACGCGGUACACGCGACCAGCAUGAACAACACCAACAGGCUCAUUUCGUCGGAUAACGUCGGAUACGCGUCGGUGUUGUUCGAGCAAAAGAUGAACCCCGACAGUUUCAUAGGCAAAGGUCCGUUUGUGGCUGCGUUCGCUUCGUCCAACCUGGGAGACGUGACACCCAACAUCAAAGGUCCUCGAUGCCAGAAAUCUGGAAAGCCCUGCGACAUUCCCGGACCCUCGUGUGACGUCGACGAACUGUGCGUGGCUUCUGGCCCGGGUGACGACAUGAGAGAGAGCACCAAAAUAAUCGCGAGACGACUGUUCGACAGAGCGUAUGAACUAAUGUCUGAAAAACCAAUCGUCGAGAUCAAAGGACCGAUUAAGUCCAUACACCAGUUUGUGGACAUGACCACGGAGGAAGUAGACUAUAAGGUGCCCGGAGGAGAAAUGGUCAAAGGAAAGGGGUGCAGACCUGCGAUGGGUCAUACGUUUUCAUCGGGCACCAUCGACGGGCCGGGCUUGUUCUCGUUCGAGGGCGGUUCCAAAUCCUCGAACAAUCCUCUCUGGGACCUAGUGACGAACUUCGUGCCCAAGCCUAGUCCAGAACAAGUGGAAUGCCACGCGGAGAAAUCGAUUUUGAUAUCGACCGGAGAAUUUAAUUAUCCGUUGGCUUGGUCACCGAAAAUAGUUACCACUCAGUUGGCCGUUGUCGGACCGUUGAUCAUAGCUUGCGUCCCGGGAGAGUUCACGACCAUGGCGGGGAGACGCGUGAGAAAAGCUGUCAGCGACGUCCUUUGCAAAAGCUCUUGGUGUACAGUAGUUAUCGCGGGACUUUGUAAUUCAUAUACCGAUUACAUAACCACACCCGAAGAAUACAAGCUGCAGCGUUACGAAGGUGCGUCCACGUUGUACGGACCGUACACGUUGCCCAUUUACCUGAAACAGUAUACGAAACUGGCAGAGGCGUUACUGAACAGUGACGUCAAACUGGACCCAGGUCCUGACCCGGUCGACCUGAGACCCGAAGUGUGGUCGCUACUGCCGUCUCCCAUGCGCGACUCUCCGAUGGGGCGUCACAGUUUUGGAGACUGCAUCGAACAACCACCGUACUCGGCCACGUGGGGCCAAACGGUUAAAGCGAAAUUUGUAUCAGGUCAUCCUAGGAACAACCCCAUGUUGGAACAGACGUUUUUGACGGUUGAACGGCUCACGGACGAUUUAAAUUGGGACAUCGUCGCCACUGACGCCAAUUGGGAAACCGAAUUCAUAUGGAAGUCCGUUUCGUGGAUUUGGGCCAGCAGUGUAGCGGAAGUCAAAUGGACAAUACCCGAAAACACUACACCAGGGCUCUACCGCCUUAGGCACUUUGGAUAUUUUAAAAUGUAUUUUGGAGGUGGCAGGCUCGGGAAAUACUUUGGCACUUCGGAAACGUUCAAAGUGUCCAAGAGUUAG
Messenger RNA from Macrosiphum euphorbiae (potato aphid), 2085 nucleotides. NCBI's taxonomy places the organism in Eukaryota, Metazoa, Arthropoda, Insecta, Hemiptera, Aphididae. The record is from the annotation of a GenBank genome assembly.